AUGACGAUAUCCAGCGCGGAGGUUAGAAGGGAGGAUGUGAGUGGAUGGAAACUACACGAUUUAGAAUUGGGCGAAACGAUAGGCACAGGUACCUUUGGUCGUGUUCGCCUUUGUAGGCACAAGUUAUCUGGGAGAUACAUGGCGCUAAAAAUACUCAAAAAACAGGAGGUACUGCGUAUGAAGCAGGUGGAGCACAUUUUGGCAGAGUCGAGCAUACUACAAGAGCUCAGUCAUCCUUUUAUUGUAAACAUGCUCAAGGGCUUUAUGGACAAUGACCGUUUGUAUAUUCUUCUUGAGUACGUGGUGGGUGGUGAACUUUUCACGCAUCUCCGAAAGGCGGGAAAAUUUCCCAAUGAUGUGGCAAAGUUUUACUCCGCAGAGGUGAUUUUAGCAUUUGAGUACCUUCACAACUGCAGCAUCGUGUACCGCGACCUCAAGCCGGAGAAUCUGUUGUUGGAUGGACAAGGAAACAUUAAAAUUACCGACUUUGGCUUUGCUAAGCGUGUCAGAGAACGCACCUUUACGCUGUGCGGCACCCCUGAGUAUCUCGCUCCGGAAGUGAUUCAAAGCAGAGGUCAUGAUAAAGCUGUGGAUUGGUGGGCGCUUGGCAUUUUAUUGUAUGAAAUGCUGGUUGGCUAUCCGCCCUUUUUUGACGAGAGCCCCUUUAAAAUUUAUGAAAAAAUCCUGGAGGGCAAGGUGCAGUUUCCGCGUUGGGUGGAGCUGCGGGCGAAGGAUCUUAUCAAAAGCCUAUUGGUGCUUGACCCCACAAAGCGUCUUGGCUCGCUGAAUCGCGGUACCCAAGAUGUCAAAAGACAUAAGUUUUACAGCGGGGUAGAUUGGGAGGUGCUGCUGCAGAAAAAGGUAGUCCCACCCAUUCCUGUGCGUCCGACGAAGGACGGGGAUACGCGCUACUUUGACCGCUAUCCGGAGAGCCCCCACCACCCGUUGCCGCCGCUAACGGCAAAGCAGCAGGAGCUGUUUGCAGGUUUUUGUGACGGAGAGUAUACCAGGGUGUAG
Messenger RNA from Trypanosoma conorhini, 1017 nucleotides. Its product is annotated as putative protein kinase A catalytic subunit. The transcript has a single exon. Gene Ontology annotation, cellular component: cAMP-dependent protein kinase complex. Gene Ontology annotation, molecular function: ATP binding; cAMP-dependent protein kinase activity. Lineage: Eukaryota; Euglenozoa; Kinetoplastea; Trypanosomatida; Trypanosomatidae. Bases 1 to 1017 code for a protein of 338 amino acids. Gene Ontology annotation, biological process: peptidyl-serine phosphorylation; signal transduction. The record is from RefSeq and is a predicted model, not a curated record.